This is a messenger RNA of Phytophthora nicotianae INRA-310, 846 nucleotides long. RefSeq names its product ubiquitin-fold modifier 1. The transcript has 5 exons. Bases 62 to 331 code for a protein of 89 amino acids. The record is from RefSeq and is a predicted model, not a curated record. NCBI's taxonomy places the organism in Eukaryota, Oomycota, Peronosporomycetes, Peronosporales, Peronosporaceae. Gene Ontology annotation, biological process: protein K69-linked ufmylation. Gene Ontology annotation, cellular component: nucleus; cytoplasm.
UAUCUAUUAGCAUCUAUCGCGACUCGCUCCCUUUCAUUCUCGUUUCGUACCAGUCUCCAUAAUGGCCGCCAAAGUCACGUUCAAGGUUACACUCACGUCGGACCCCAAGCUGCCGUACCGAGUCGUGAAUGUGCCGGAGCAAGCCCCGUUCACGGCCGUGCUCAAAUACGUUGCGGAGGAGUUCCACGUGCCGGCAGCUACCAGCGCCAUCAUCACCAAUGAUGGCAUUGGCAUCAACCCUUCGCAGAGUGCCGGCAACGUGUUCCUGAAGCACGGCUCCGAGCUGCGUCUGAUUCCUCGCGACCGCGUCGGAGGCUGCAGCUCAUGUUGAAGACUUUACAGUAGGACACGCAGGACUGCCUCCGUUGCAUGUGAAGAAAAUGUCUAAUACACAGGAAAACUAGAACUCGGUUUUGUGGGCAAGUGAGUACACACAGCAGGUAUAUGCUAUCGAGCGGUUGUAUUGGUAUACACGAUCUUGUAAUCUGGAUGCAGCUCUUCGAAAGAAAAAAAAAAAGUUCUAGGGUCACAAUAAGCCGUGGCCCGUGACAUUUAAAGUCCCUUGUUGUAGAAGACGUGCGUGACCGGGUCCUUCUUGAACGUGCGCUGGCGGAUAGUCUCCUGCAGCUCAGGCUCGAGAGAGGACACAGCCAUGGAGCUACGCUGAGGGAAGAGAGCGCAGCAGAGCGGGGUCGAGAAGCUCAGACACACACCCGUAAGACCCACCAUGGUAAGGGCGUUGACCGCCUUGUUGUUACGGAAGAGCGGACGCUGCUCCAGCUUGUUCAUGAUGAGAGGCGGGAAGAACAUGCCAGGUACAGCCAUGAGGAUGCGGGAGGGCACAAC